AUGGAUAUUCUAAAAGCUAGAAGAAUGAAUAGUAUAAAUAAGAAAGGAAAUACAAGUGUGCUUAGAGGUGUCAAUAAGCCAAUAACUAAACAUCUUCGAUCACAAUGUGAUAUUGACGCUAAUGAUGAAGCCGAUGUUGAGACUACAGUACAAUUGCACUCACCUGAAUUUGAUGGUGGCUUUAGCAUCCAUUCUAACAAAAAUCCAUUUGCUAAAAGAAAUGAGUCUUAUUCGGACAUUGGUACUUCAACAAGUAUGCCAGAAUAUGUAUUUGGACCCUUGGAAUCUGAUCUACUAAUGAUCAACAAUGGAGAUGAUUCUACUGAUAAUGAAAUCAAUCUUUCGCCCAACCAUAUUAACACAAAUGAUUCUGGUGAUGUUUUAAACAAUCGGCAUCAAAGAACGAUAUUUCAACCUUUAUGCUUUGGUGGGCCAACUUUUAAAUGCCUAUUUUGCAAUGCUUCCAUGUGGUAUGAUGAAAGAAUUGACCUAUCAAAAUCUGCUUCAAAUCCAAAAUUUAAUAUGUGUUGCAAGCAAGGGCUUAUUUCUCUUCCGCCACCAAAACCAACACCACCUUUUUUACGCCGAUUAUUUGAUGGUAAUGGUGGAGUAAGAAAUUCAAAAUUUAAAGAACAAAUUAGAAUAUACAACUCACUUUUUCAAUUUACUUCACUUGGUGGUAUUGUUGAUAAUAGUGUCAAUCAAAGACCUGGGCCUUAUGUAUUCAAGUUAUCAGGACAAAAUUAUCAUAGAAUGGGAUCUCUACUUCCAAUUGCCAGGCAAACAGCUAAAUUCGCACAGCUGUACAUGAUUGAAUCAAAUGCUGAAUUAGAUUGCAGAAUGUCAUGCUUUCGAUUUGAUGAUGGUGUUCAAGGAUUAGACAAUGAUAUAGUAUGCGGAUUGAGAAAUAUGCUAGAUGAGUACAAUGAGAUUGUCAAAGUCUUUCGGAGUGCAAGAGAAGCUCACAUGCAAUUUAGAGAAUUGCCAGUUAGGAUAAAGCUUAUUGCAAAUCGAAAUAAGAAAGAUCAUAUUUAUUCUGCACCAUCAGUUCCAGAAAUUGCUGCUCUAAUUGUCGGUGAUAUUGGUAUUAAUGAUCAAGGGAGGGAUAUUAUAGUAGAACACAAACAAGAAGGUUUAAAAAGAAUUAGUGACCUACAUCCGCUAUUCAUGCCACUUCAAUAUCCAUUACUCUUUCCUUAUGGAGAAGAUUGCUUUCAUCUAAAUUUACCUUAUGAAGAAUCUCCAAUACGAAGUAAAUUAAGCAGAAAGUGUUUAACUAUGAGAGAAUAUUAUGCUUACUUGAUUCAACAAAGAAAUAUUGAGGAUAAUACCCUGUUAAGAGGAGGUCGACUUUUCCAACAAUUUAUAGUUGACUGUUAUGCUACAAUUGAAGACACAAGAUUGAGAUAUAUUAGAGAGCAUCAAACAUCAUUGAGGACUGAAAUGUACAAAACUGUUAGAGAUGCAACCAAUCAAGAAGAUCUGCAGUGCAAUAGUAUUGGGAAGCGCAUUAUUUUACCUGCAAGUUUUAUACCAGGCCCUAGGUAUAUGUUUGAGAAAUACCAAGAUGCAAUGGCUAUUUGCAGAUUUUUUGGCUAUCCUAAACUAUUUAUUACAUUCACUUGCAAUCCUCGAUGGUCAGAAAUAACAAAUGCAUUGAGUUCUAUUAUGGGUCAACGCCCUGAAGAUAGGCCUGACAUAGUUUCGCGGGUUUUCCGUAUAAAAGUACGGCAUUUGAUGGAUGAUUUGAUAAAAAGACAUCAUUUUGGUCCUGUAAAAGCAGUUGUUUAUACAGUCGAAUUCCAAAAACGAGGUUUACCACAUGUUCAUAUCUUAUUAUGGUUGGAAAAAGAAAGUGGCAUUAUGACAACAUCGGAAAUUGAUAAUAUAGUUUCUGCUGAAUUACCUGAUAAAGGAUCUGAUCCUAUUGGUUAUGAUGCUGUAAGUUCAUUUAUGAUACAUGGUCCAUGUGGAUUAGCGAAUUCACAGUCACCAUGUAUGGAAAAUGGAAAAUGCAAAAAAUUCUACCCAAAGCCAUUUCGCAAUUCAACAACGAUUGAUGAGGAUGGAUUCCCUCAAUAUCGGAGAAGGGAUUUGCCAGCAAGCACAGCACAAAAUGGUAUUAAAUUGGAUAAUCGAUUUGUCGUUCCACAUAAUGUUGAUUUGGUUGUGCGCUAUCAAGCCCAUAUAAAUGUGGAAAUAUGUAAUUUGACAAGAGCAGUGAAAUAUCUAUUCAAAUAUAUAAGUAAAGGUCCAGACAGAGCAAGAGCUAUGUUUGAAGCAUCAUCAACAUCAUCAACUAAAAUAGAUGAGAUACAAAAUUAUUUGGAUUGCCGUUAUUUGUCAGCAUAUGAAAGUUGUUGGAGACUAUUUGAGUUUCCAAUCCACCAUAGAGAGCCAUCUGUCCAAAGAUUACUUAUUCACUUGCCAGAAGAGCAUAAUAUCUAUUUUAGUGACAAGCAAUUUAUUCCCAAUAUAAUUUCAAUCCCAGGUAUUGAAACAACAAUGUUCACAGAAUGGAUGGCCACAAAUGAUAUAGACGAAAGAGGACGAUCACUUUUGUAUGCAGACUUUCCGACUAAAUUCACAUGGUACAAAAAAGAGAAAAAAUGGAAGUACAGAAUGAAUGGCAGAUCAAUUGGAAGAAUAAUCUAUAUACACCCAGCUGCAGGAGAGCUAUAUUACUUGCGCUUAUUGCUUAAUGAAAUCAAAGGUGCUAGGAGUUAUGAGGAUCUCCGCACAAUUAAUAAUGUUGUGUAUGCAACAUAUAGAGAAGCUUGCUUUGCCCUUGGAAUAUUAGGAGAUGACUCAGAAUGGUCAGAUGCCUUGAUACAAGCAGCUCAUUGGGCCACUGGUGCACAACUAAGACAACUUUUUGUAACAAUAAUCUUAUUUUGCGAUGUAGGAGACAAAAAGGCACUGUUUGAGAAACACUGGCAAGUAAUAUCAGAAGAUAUACACUAUAGACUCCGACAGACAUUCCACAUGCCUAAUUAUACUAUUUCAGACGAGUACUUGAGAAACUAUCUAUUAGUUGCUCUUGAAGAUCUUCUGAAUAAACACUCUUCAUCGCUUGAGGAGAAUGAUUUACCUCGAUCACAAUCAUUGAGCAUAAAUAAUUUAACUGAUCGACUGCUUCAAGAAGAGUUAAACUACAAUAUUCCUCAGCUUCAAGAAGAUCAUUUAUCAAUGUUUGCAAAAUUAAAUGUGGAACAAUUGGCUGUCUAUACUCAAAUACAAGAAGCUGUGAACAACAAUGGAGGAAUGUUUUUUGUAUAUGGCCAUGGUGGGACUGGUAAAACUUUUUUAUGGAACACCAUCAUUAAUGGUAUUCGUACUGAAGGGAAAAUUGUACUAGCUGUUGCUUCGUCAGGAAUUGCAUCACUUUUAUUACCUGGAGGUAGAACUGCCCAUUCUAGAUUCAAAAUCCCAAUAAAUAUUAAAGAAUGCUCUACAUGUAGAAUCAGCAAGCAAACUCAACUGGCAAGAUUGAUUGAAAAAACAACUUUGAUUGUUUGGGAUGAAGCUCCUAUGGUUCAUAGGAAUUGUCUUGAAGCAUUAAACAAAACUUUACAAGAUCUUCUUUCAGAGACAACACCAGAAGCAUCUACAAAACCUUUUGGAGGCAAAACAAUAGUUCUUGGUGGAGAUUUCGACAAAUCCUACCAGUUAUUCAAUAUGUUAAACUAUGUAAAGGCAGAAUACUUGAGGCAAAGAGCUAUAGUCACACCAUACAAUGAAACUAUUGAUAUAUUAAAUGAAACAAUCAACAACGCAAUUGAAGCUGAUGAGCAAAAGUAUUUAAGCUCAGACUACAUCUCUAAAGCUUCAACAUCUGCAGAAGCAAAUGGACCAUUAUAUACAACUGAAUUAUCAACAAUGAGUCUUAAGGAAAUAGCACAACUAAAGCCACCUGGCCAAAACCAAGCUGUGAAAAUUAGAAUAACAAGAAUAUGGGAUUGUUAUAUCCCAACUUCAGAAAAAUUCCUUGGUAUAGCAUUUAUAGCAACAGAUGCAAAGGGUGAUGCUAUCCAUGUCCAAAUAAGAGAAAAUGAAUGUUCAAGCUUUCGACACAUGCUAAUCGAAGGAGUUGUAUACCACAUAUCUAAAUUCCAAGUUAUGAAAACAGCUGCUAAAAAUCUAUCAGUAAUGAGAGAAUUUGCCAUCUUUUUCACAUCUAAUACAGUGAUCAAGGUAAUCUCUGAUGAUCUUGCACCCUACCCAAGACAUUACUUCCAAUAUUUUGAUCGAGACAAGAUGGCGCCAGAUGCAAACUCUGAUAAAUAUUUGAUAGUUCAGAAGAGAGAUAUUUUCAUCGAAGAACGAAGCGGUGAUGAACUUAGAAUAACUAUAUGGGAAUCAUGUUUUUCUCAACUCAAUGAUCAUGAUCUGUUACAAAUGCAAUCAAGACCUAUACUUAUCAUUGCUGGCACUGUUGUUCGAACUUACCAAGGAACUGUAUAUUUGGCUUCUACAUCAGCAACCCGAAUCUAUGUGAAUUUAGAUUUACCGGAGACAAAAGCUAUCAAAGAACAGAUGAGAUUACCGAUGAUUGUGAGAGAUGAAACCGGAGAAAUGGAAAUAACCGCCUUUUGA
Messenger RNA from Dioscorea cayenensis subsp. rotundata (Guinea yam), 4596 nucleotides. RefSeq lists its product as uncharacterized. Gene Ontology annotation, biological process: DNA repair; telomere maintenance. The transcript is spliced from 10 exons. The record is from RefSeq and is a predicted model, not a curated record. The coding region runs from base 1 to 4596 and encodes 1531 amino acids. Lineage: Eukaryota; Viridiplantae; Streptophyta; Magnoliopsida; Dioscoreales; Dioscoreaceae. Gene Ontology annotation, molecular function: DNA helicase activity.